Ectocarpus siliculosus is the source of this 270-nucleotide messenger RNA. Lineage: Eukaryota; Phaeophyceae; Ectocarpales; Ectocarpaceae. The record is from the annotation of a GenBank genome assembly.
AUGGCCUUCCGGAGGCAUUGCUCCUCGGUCUCGAAGCGGUUGGCGGCGCGCCUCCUAUUGGGCCUGAACGGAUAUGUCGUCCACGAUAGUGGAGACCCCAUCUAUCUGGACAUUUCCACGUUCGACUUCCCCACCCGAGUGAUGAACAACUCGGACAAGCCCAAAGUUUUCGUAUGCACGGUCACCGCGGGUUUCUCUCGAGAGAAGCACGUUUUCCUUUUCGCGCUGAAGGACACGCGACUGGAGAGGAACUCUUCUACCAGCCCGUGA